AGGAGCUACGCCGAAGUGGUGAAGAACCACCAGGAGAAAGAUCAAGAGGAGAAGGGGAGUAAGCAAUUUACGGGGAAUCAUAUGGAAGGACAGAGGAUUAUUAGAAGCCAAACCAAGGGUGAAAUGGGAGUCAUUGAUAACAGAAAAGUGUGGCAAGAAAAGGGUAAGAGCGCUAAUUGGGCUGGAUUUGAAUACAAUGUUGAUCCAGGGGAGUAUGCGUGGCUUGAAGGAUGCUAUGUAGGAACAGUUUACUCAGUGGAAAUGGUUAGAAACUUGCAGGAAAAAUUUUACAUGGAAGGGUACUUUGCAUGUCGAAUCCGCGCGAUGGGGGGAAAAUUGGUGCUUCUUGAUUGUGAUGACAAAAAUGAGCUAAAACAUUUGGUGGAGUCGGCAUCCGAGUGGUUAGGACAAUGGUUUGCAGAAGUAAAACCAUGGUCACCGGAUAAGGUGGCGGAUGAAAGGUUUGUGUGGGUUAGGUGUCAAGGAGCACCCCUAAAUGUGUGGGGAUCAGAUUUUUUUGCAAAAAUGGGCAGUUCAUGGGGUAAAUUCAUUUGUUUGGACGACAACACAAGCCAAAAAAGAAGAUUCGAUGUAGCCAGAUUUCUGCUCUCAACACCGAUCAUGAAUACAAUAUCAGUAUUGAGACAGAUUAAAAUUAAUGGGGUCAUGCACAAUGUUAAAUUUACGGAGGAGGAGUUCACUAACAGCUUCUUCUCCUUGAAGCAGGAUUUCAUGCCAACUUUUCAAAGCGAGUCUGAAAAUGAGGAGUCAUGGUCACUAGAAAGUGAUAAGGAAGACUCUGAUCUGGAAAAAAUUGCAGAGAUGGAGCAAGAGUUCAUGGGAGAUGAUAAGCUGGCGGAGGAAGAUGAUGAGGUGGCGUACAGUAACGGUCACAGUGAUGGGAAGUUUCUGUCACAUGAUGUGCAGGUCAAAAAGGGGAGAAUUGAAGCAGGGGCGGGGAGCUUGGUCCAAGUUCAAAAUUCAAAUGAAGAUUACCACAGUGCAGCGGAAAAGGGAACGUGGCAACAACAGGAGAAAUUGAAAGGUGCUGUAGAAAAAUUGGGCUUCAAGGAGAAUCAUAGGAGGAGGCUGAAAGGUAAGCCCAAAUCCCAUGGAAGCAGCCCAAGCUUUGAGGAGUCAACUAAUGAAGGGUUGGGCCAAGGUCUAAGGGGAUUAGGCCCAUCGGUUGGUCAACUUAUGGAGAUGAAUAAAGACAAAAGAUCUAAGGCUGUAAUUUCCGAAGAUGGGGAAGGGGAUUCGGUCCAGCAGAAAAUCGGUGCUGCAGAGGAGAAGAUGCAAUCUCCAAACCAGAUGGGGUCGAGAGGGGACAAGGAGGCGUCUACCGUGGAGGAAGUGAGGGAGUCGGUCAUGUGGGAGCAUGACGGCGAUGAUGAUCAGAAGCAGCUCUCGAAUCAGGAGGGAUCGAGGGGAGCCAAGAUGUCUCUGUCCGAAGAGGAAGGAGGAGCUCCUACGCAGUGGGAUCUUGACGGCGAUGCGGAGCAGAGGCAGAUCCUGAAGCAGAAGGGGGCGCUAGCUUUUCAGCAAAAGAGGAAGAAGAAGAUCAGGCUUUGUAGUGCUAUCUACCGAAGAGAGGGGGCUGAGGGUGGUGAACGAAGGAGAAAGAAAAAAGAUGAAAGUGCAAAACAGAUCCGGAAAUCAAAGAAAGGUAGUCUAAUGCCGGUAUUCUUGGCUAGCCCAAAUAGCGAGAUAGCAGGGGAAUCCAUUGGAGAUAGUGGAAUAGCAAAUUGUAACAGGGCUUGGAAGGAACAAAUGCACAGCCACCUAGCUAAGGAAAUUUGGGAUUUAGCCAAACAGUUGGGUGCUACAGCAGAGAAGGACGAGGUGAUAGUGCAAAGAAUUGAAGAGAUGGAGAGGAGAGACAGACAAAAUAAAGAAGAAAUGGUAAAUCGGGCAGCUGAGGAAGCAAAGAAGGGUUUAUCUGGAGGACUUCUUUGUAUUUGGGAUUUAUCUGUGUUCAAAAUGAUGGAGGUGGUGGAGGGCCGUUACUUUAUGGGGGUGUUUGGGGUAUGGGGAGAAGAGCAGAUACCAGUACAUCUGAUUAACAUUUACUCUCCAUGUACUCUGGUGGGCAAAAGAGAGUUGUGGGAGGAGCUGGGUAAUUUGAUCAACAGAAGGAAGGGAAGAUGGUGUUUAGGGGGUGAUUUUAAUGCGGUCACAAAGGUUGAGGAGAGGGCGGGGUGUAAAGAUACAACUACAGAGAUGAAUGAGUUUAAUAGCUUUAUCCAGGAUGCAGGAUUGAUUGAUUUAGCAUUGAUAGGCAGAAAGUAUACUUGGUAUAGCUCAAAUGGUCGACAGAUGAGUAGAAUUGAUAGAUUUUUGAUAAAUGCUGAUUGGUUUGAGAAGUGGAGUGAUAUGAAACAGUGGGGUUUGGGCAGAACUGUGUCAGAUCAUUGCCCGUUGGUCCUGAAAAAUGAAAAGAUAGACUGGGGACCAAAGCCGUUUAAAUUCUUCAAUGUGUGGCUGGAGCAGCAUGAAUGUAAGGAGCUUAUAAGAAAGGCAUGGAAUUCUACAGGGGAAGAUGGGAGAAAGGGUUUCAGACUGAAAGAGAAAUUGAAAGGAACUAAAAAAGCCUUGAAGGAGUGGAGUGGCAACCACAUGUCGGAAGUAGACCGCAAGAUAAAAGAUGCUAAAAAGAUGAUAGCUUCUCUGGAUGAGAAAGGAGAAACCGUCCAAUUAUCGGAAGAAGAUGCAAACAAGAGGAAAGACUGCUUCUUAGAUCUGUGGGAGAACUUGAAAAUCAAGGAGAGAAUGUGGCAGCAGAAAUCAAGGAAGAUGUGGUUAAGAGAUGGGGAUGCUAACACAAGAUUUUUCCAUAAUUGUGUGAAGGGCAGAUGGAGAAGAAAUGAGAUUAAUAGCAUCCAGGUGAAUGGGAAACAGAUUCGGGAGGUGGGGGAGUUAAAAGAAGGAGUGGCAAGGUACUUUCAAGAUUUGUUCACAGAAAGUAACUGGCUGAGACCAAAGCUGGAUGGCAUCAACUUCAAACAACUAUCCCAUGCAGACAAUGAAUCCCUUAUGGCUGAGUUUUCUGAGGAUGAAAUCAAGAAUGUAGUGUGGGAUUGUGAGCCAACAAAAUCCCCAGGGCCUGAUGGGUUUAAUUUCAAGUUUAUAAAGGCUAUGUGGGAGGUCAUCAAACAAGAUAUUAUUGGCUAUAUCCAGGAAUUCCACGAGCGAGGCAAGAUAGAAAAAGGAGCAAAUGCAUCUUUCAUAGUCUUAAUCCCGAAGAUUGAGAAUCCCCAAAGAAUUGAAGAUUAUAGGCCAAUCUCGCUCAUUGGAGUUAUGUAUAAGAUCUUGGCAAAGCUGCUAGCUAACCGACUGAGGAAAGUUCUGGAUAAGAUCAUCGGGGAGCAGCAAAUGGCAUUCAUUAAAGGUAGACAGCUGCUGGAUGGGGUGAUCAUCGCUAAUGAGGUGAUUGAGGAGGCAAAGAGAAAGAAGAAAAACAGCUUUCUACUCAAGGUUGACGUCGAAAAAGCAUAUGACAAUGUAUGCUGGGAUUUUAUUGACUACAUGUUGUUGAGAAUGGGAUUUACUGCCACAUGGAGAAAAUGGAUGAAGGAAUGUCUACAGUCAAGCACAGUUUCAAUCCUCAUUAAUGGAAGCCCCACAAGGCAGUUCCCGAUUAGUAAAGGGAUAAGGCAAGGAGAUCCACUAUCGCCCUUCUUGUUUCUAAUAGUAGCGGAGGGAUUGAAUGGCUUAAUGUUAUCUGCGGUGGGUAAAAAUCUCUACAAGGGGGUGAGGAUUGGAAACGAAGAAGUGUCGGUAUCACACCUCCAGUUUGCAGACGACACGAUAUUUUUUGGCGAAGCAUCAAAGGAAAACAUUCAAGUUAUCAAAUGCAUUUUGAGGACCUUUGAGUUAGCUUCGGGACUUAAGAUUAACUAUGGUAAAAGUCAGCUAAUGGGUAUCGGGGUUGAGGAAGAUUGGAAAAAGAGAAUGGCCUACACUCUCCACUGCAAAGAAGGCGAGCUCCCUGUUAAGUAUCUAGGAGUUCAAAUUGGAGGGAAUCAUAGAAAACUAACAAUGUGGCAGCCACUGGUGAACUCCUUCAAAAAGAAGCUAGCAAGUUGGAAGGGCCGAGACUUAUCAAUGGGGGGUCGAAUCGCGCUGAUAAACUCUGUAUUGUCCAGCUUACCGGUGUUCCAAAUGUCAGCCUACUUAUUACCCAAAGGUAUUCUCUACUCCCUAGAUAAAAUUCGGAGAAAAUUUUUAUGGGGAGGGGAGGGAGAGGGGAAGAAAAUUAAUUGGGUUAGUUGGGAGAGGGUAUGUAGAUCAAAGGAGGAGGGAGGUUUAGGAGUAAAAGACUUGAAGAAAUUUAAUGUGGCAUUGAUGGGAAAAUGGUUGAGUAGGUUGGCAAAUAUGGAAGAGGGCUUGUGGAAGAGUGUCAUUGUAGGAAAAUACGGAGCAGAAGGGGGACACUGGCUGGAUUGGGUGCGUGAUGGCAGGAACAUAGGAUCGCUAUGGUGGAGAGAUGUCCGAAGACUCAAGGCCGGGAAGGGAGUGAACGCGAGAUGGUUGUGGGAGGAUUUUAGGCUGAAGAUAGGGGAAGGGAGAGGUAUUAAAUUCUGGUGGGAUUCAUGGUGCGGGGAGGAGUGUUUAGCCAACAAAUUUCCUAGGUUGUAUUUACUGUCAACAGGGAAAGGAAAAGAAUGUCAUGAAAUGGGUAAAGUGGAGAGGGCCACAUGGAAAUGGAAUUUAACAUGGAGAAGGAAAUUGUUUGAAUGGGAAGAAGAAGCAGCUCGAGAACUAAAAGGGAUGAUUGAAGAAGUGAAGAUCACACCAGGCUGCCCAAAUAGAUGGGAAUGGAGUCUCAGCAAGGAAGGCCAAUAUUCAACAAAAAUAGCUUAUCAAAGGCUUUCAAUGCUAAGGAAGAACCCAGAGGAAGAAAAAAUCUUUAAAAGGGUGUGGAAUCCCAUCGUCCCUAGUAAAGUGGCUGUGUUUAAUUGGAAAUCAUUGCUGGACAGAAUUCCAACCAAGUUAAAUUUGAUCAAAAAGGGAGUUAUCAAAGAUAUGGCUGAAGGGAAUUGUGUCUUAUGCGAGGAAGAGACCGAAGAUACUAACCACCUGUUCUUAGAAUGCAGAGUAGCUAGAAGAUUGUGGAUAGCAUGUGCAAACUGGUGGGGAACAAACUUUACACUUCACAGAGAUUGCUGGACAACCUUUCAACAUUUUGGGACAUGGACUACAAAACCACACAUUUCAGAAGGGUGGGACUGCAUCUGGAACACAGUUUUGUGGACUAUAUGGAUGGCACGAAAUGGGAAGGUUUUCCAUGAUUCAAAGUCUUUCGGAUUGGAUGAUUGAUCCUACUUCUUGUCUGUUAGUAAAUGGUAGACGAAAGUAGUAAUGCUUCGAAAGAUAGUAGUAACAUUGAAGGGCUGGUUUUGUUUUUGUUGUAAGGGCUUGAGUACCCCUUGUACUCAAUGUUUUUCUUCAUCAAUGAAUUAUCCAAUUGCUG
Rubroshorea leprosula is the source of this 5473-nucleotide messenger RNA. The record is from the annotation of a GenBank genome assembly. Lineage: Eukaryota; Viridiplantae; Streptophyta; Magnoliopsida; Malvales; Dipterocarpaceae.